Cuculus canorus (common cuckoo) is the source of this 2405-nucleotide messenger RNA. RefSeq names its product hydrogen voltage gated channel 1 (gene HVCN1). Lineage: Eukaryota; Metazoa; Chordata; Aves; Cuculiformes; Cuculidae. The transcript has 6 exons. Gene Ontology annotation, biological process: proton transmembrane transport. Bases 93 to 815 code for a protein of 240 amino acids. Gene Ontology annotation, cellular component: plasma membrane. The record is from RefSeq and is a predicted model, not a curated record. Gene Ontology annotation, molecular function: voltage-gated proton channel activity.
CUGGGCUGGGGGCGGCCCCGGGGGAGGCGCGGGCGGCGGCGGAGCGGCCGGGACUCGCACGUGACAGGGUGAUGCCAGCUUGAUCCAGAGCCAUGUCCAGGUACCUGAAGCACUUCACAGUGGUGGGAGACGACCCUGUACAGUGGAGCAACGACUAUCAGAAAUGGGAGGAGGAGGAGGAGGCGGCUGGGGAGAAUGGGGAGAAGACAACGGAUUCAGAGAUCAAGCUGGAGCCCUCCAGGAGCCGCAUCUCCUUCCAGGACAUGAUGAAAAGGCUCUUCAGCUCCCACAGGUUUCAGAUCCUGGUUGUAUGCUUGGUCAUCCUGGAUGCUUUGUUGGUCCUUGGGGAAUUGCUUAUGGACUUGAAAAUCAUCCAUCCGGACAAAUAUAAUAUCACCCCAAAGGUUUUCCACUACCUCUCCCUUUCCAUUUUAACCAUCUUCUUGGUUGAAGUGGGGUUUAAAGUCUUUGUCUACCGCCGGGAGUUCUUCCACCACAAGUUUGAAGUGCUGGACGGGAUCGUCGUCGUGGUGUCUUUCAUCCUCGAUGUCGUCCUCAUCUUCCGGGAGCAUGAGUUUGAAGCUGUUGGGCUGCUGAUCCUCCUGCGGCUGUGGCGUGUGGCCAGGAUUAUCAAUGGAAUCAUUUUGUCAGUGAAGACCCGCUCUGAACAACAAGUGUCCAAGCUAAAGCAAGCAAACCUGAAACUUGCAACAAAGGUUGAACAACUGGAACACAGCUGUGUAGAGAAGGAGCAAGAAAUUGAGAGGCUUAACAAGAUAUUAAAACAGCAUGGCCUCAUCAGCGAGCGAAAAUAGGAGGCUGGUUUUCCAAGGUGGGGAAGUCUGCCCUGGAGAAUUCAGUGUUGAAACCUACCAGUUUGACCUGAAUGUUUUUCCCGUCUCUCUGCUUUCUCCUGUGUAGUGUUGGCUAUAAACACUUUCUGUUUGACCACACUUUGAUUCGAUCUUGGGAUUGCAAAAAUAGUUCUGUUGAGAAAAUUAAUCAGGUGUACUCCCUGUAAACAGUGAUUUCAUAAGGCCUUUCUUGUACAGUUGUACAGUCAAAACUAUAAUUUAAUAAAGACCCAUCUUUCCAAGCUCUACAUCCAAGAAAGUACCAAUGAUUUUAAAUAAUUACAUUUUUCUGCGAGAACAUACUUUUUUUGCAACAUCUUGUAGAAACCUGAAGUACAAAUAAGAAUCCAAGCUGAAAAGGUCAUUUCCUCUCUGCAGGCCAACCGUUCAUCAUUAAUACAUCUCCUCUUUGCCAGCCAUUCUUUUCAUAUUGUUGGUAGUUUCCUUAUUUCUGUUGCUGCUUGUGCCACUUUGUUAUUUACAUAACAUUCAUUUAAAAAAUACCAACAUACCACUCCUUUAGCUGAUGAUCAAAUCAGCACCAAAAUAGAGGCAGACGUGCCAUCUUACGUCAAACAAUGCCUUGCUCUCAGCAGCAGAUUUGAGUUCGCAGACUGCCUUCUCUCAUCUCUUCUUCCAUUUUAAGUGUUCGUUUGCAGCCCGCUGGGCUACAAAGUUCCGUCUGCUUCCACAGCUCAUAAAUCAACACAUUAAAAGAAUUAGAAUAUGUAAGAACAGAUGUAGGUGAGAGGACUGCUGGGAACGGUUAGACUCCAGAAAAGCCAUUAGAAAGCAUAUUCUAAAGGACCAGGCUGUGGUGUUUGAACACAACGUGAACUUUUUCAGGUACUGGAAGGUUCCUGUGGUGAGACUAUUUAAAGUUGAAGAGUAAGAUUCAAUAAGUGAGAAUUUUGAAAGGUGUUGACUGUAGCAGGCGCCUCCAGUUGAUUUCAGCUGGAAGGGUCAUUGAGCUUUGCUGAAAGCACAACUUAACUUUUUGGGUUUUUAAAGAAAGGUAAUUAAUUAGUGGUUUGGGAAAAAAGAGCUCAAGAUACGUGGCUUACUCAUCUGUGAAAACAGACAAAGCAGAGGCCUUUUCUAAUAGCACAUGAUUACUUUAAUUAACAAUUUAGCUCUGCUGUUCACAGAAUAAUGAAGCCUGCUUUCCUUUGGAGCCGUACUGUGUCCCUGUACCCUUCCCUUCCCCUCCAGCCGCGACACUGCUCAGCCAGCAGCUUGGAGCAGCACCGCUUCAGAGCAUCCGAUGUGCUGGAAGGCCGAUGGCUCUACACGUGCUGACUGGCGAGCUGGAGCCACCAUCGAGUUCAUACUGCAAUCUUUUUUCCUCUCAGUAGAGGUAUAAUUAGGAACUUUCCAAUUAAUGUGGGGAUUUUUUCUGCCCUAAAGCUUCUGAGAAGCCUCAUAAGGGCUCACCCUCGCUCUCUUGGCCAAUUUUAACUCAGUGUGUCUACAAUUUAGAAGAAACUGAUGGCCCAUCACAGUGACUGAAUAAAUGUUGCUUCUUUAGGAAACGGGUUAACAAGCAGAAAA